Molecule: messenger RNA, 974 nt
Organism: Paramecium sonneborni
Lineage: Eukaryota; Ciliophora; Oligohymenophorea; Peniculida; Parameciidae
Source: the annotation of a GenBank genome assembly
AUGGGAGCCUUAUAAAGUAUAAAAUUUAUUUAAUCUAGUAUGGGGCAUAUGUUCAGAGCAUGAAUAAAGGUUAAAAUAUAAACAUAUUUUGAAGUUUCAUCCAACAAUAAAGAUGAAACAAUAGUUAUUUUAUAUUAAUAUUAAGGAGAUCUUAGACAGUAUAAAUAUUGAAUACAUAGACAAUAGAGAGUUUUUUUAAGACUUUUCAAUACAAAAUAAUACUUUAUAAAUAUUUCUUAUUAUUAUUAUUAAAUGUGUUUAAAUCAUAAGAAUUAUAACAACUUUUAUUCUAUAAGAUUAAAAAUUUAAACGAAAAAAAUACCUUAAAAUUUUAUUAUUUUAAUAAUUAUAUGGAUUAAGAAUAAAAUUCAUUGGGAUUACUUGGAAUUCUUGAUUUCCGUUUGAUUUAAUAGAUAUCAAAAUAUUUGAUGGCACGUGAAAUAUUUAAUUUAGGGUUAACAAAUUCAUUUUUUAAAGAAUAACUCUUAAAUUUCAAGAAAAAAGAAAUUAGUAUAAAAAAAAAUAGUUUUGUAACUAAUGAUGGGAUUGAAUUGUAUUUAGAAUUAGAUAUUUCAGAUAUUUAUGAUAAAAUAGCAAUAAUUCAGGCAAUCGUCGAAACAAAAGAUCAAGGAUGGGCUACUGUAAUACAUACCAAAUAAUUCUAGGUACCUUAUUCAUCAUCUUGGGUAACAUUAACACUAUUCAAUGAAUAAUAGGAUUAUUUGACACAUUAACAAUAACCCUUCGAAUAAAGAAUUUAUUCGAAUUAUAAGGAAAAAUAAUUUGCUGAAAGGAGAUUAACAAUUACAGAAGCUAUGAAUGUGGACAAUUCUAAAAAAUAGUUAAAUGAAUCAAUUCUUGGUUUGAGUAGGAAAGGUUAAUUUAAGAAAUUAGGAAUCGUUUAAAAAUGUUUAGAAAUUGCAUGGGAAUGUUAUUUAAAAAGUGCAAAAAUCAUAGUGUUCUAUAGAGAUUGA